Messenger RNA from Frieseomelitta varia, 1239 nucleotides. RefSeq lists its product as uncharacterized. The transcript has 3 exons. The record is from RefSeq and is a predicted model, not a curated record. Gene Ontology annotation, molecular function: DNA binding. Gene Ontology annotation, biological process: regulation of transcription by RNA polymerase II. NCBI's taxonomy places the organism in Eukaryota, Metazoa, Arthropoda, Insecta, Hymenoptera, Apidae. Bases 91 to 1071 code for a protein of 326 amino acids. Gene Ontology annotation, cellular component: transcription regulator complex; nucleus.
AACGAAAUCGAUAUCAUCCGACCGACCGACAAACACGACGACAAAGAAGCAGCACAUUCUACGGUCGCGUCCAAAUUGGCACUGCGUGCGAUGCGGCAACGUCGCAUUUGUCGGUCGCAUGCUUUCAGACGGAGACCAGUUUGUUUUCUGUCGCAUCGCACGCACGACGUCUACACAACGACAAUGAAUAAUUUCGCAGAGCUGUUGAUCCUCGAGGUGCAGAAGAGGCCCGUUUUAUGGAACAAAUGCAUCCAAAACUCAACAAACCGGUUAUUAGUGGAUAAGGAAUGGGAAAAUGUGGCAAUGCUAUUAAAAAGAGACAAGGAGGAAGUGAGGCUGAAAUGGCGCAACUUGAGGGACCAGUUCCGGAGAGAGUUGAAGAAGAUGAGGAAGCCCCGUUCUAACGAUCCUGGCGAUCCACCUAUCAGCAAUUACAGGGGGAAAUGGUUGUACUUUGAAAUGCUUUUGUUCCUGAAGGAUACCAUGAUGCAGAGAAAAACGGAGGACUGCUUCAACAAUAAUUUGGUAAACGCGGAGGAAACGGAGUGCAAGCCGCAAGAUAUUGUGAACGACGAAGAUUUAACAGUUACCGAGAAUUCGCCUUUAACGUUGAUGUCUCGCUGCUCCCCGGAUGUCAUUGACAUAGCUCGGCUGUCGUCGCGCAACGAGAAAUUUCGGACCGCCAGAAACGGUUUGGAACCACAAAAUUCAGAGAUGUUCGAGUCGCGAGUUCAGCGCUCGGGUUCGCGACACGGUUUCGAGAGAAGGAGGAAAAGGAAGGCGGUGAGGUUGUCGGACUUCGAGGAAAAUAUGCUGGAGCUAGAAAAUAGGAAACUUUCGAUGUUGAUCGAGAAGGGAUCGUCGGGGGAGAGGCACGAGUCAGAAAUCGACGAGGACGUGCAUUUCGCCAAAUCCCUGGUGCCAUUUCUCAGGAGAUUGAAUCCGUUGAGAAAGCUGGUCGUCAGGAACGAAAUUCAGAAUUUGCUGAUCAAAGAGUUGCUCGACGAGUCUUCAAUCUCGUCGAGUGUUUCGCAGACUUCCUUCACUACUCAUUGUAGUAACAAUAUAUAAUUGUUCGCGUGCUUUAUAAGAAUUUAGGAAUUAAAAUAUUUUCUUAAUGGGCAAUUCCUUUUCUUGCCACCGUUCAACUUCUCAAAAUUCUGAGGAGUAUGCUCGCUAAUAAAUCUUUCGCCUUCGAAUUGACAAGAUUUACGUCUGUGCUAUUGGAAUAAAAUUUAU